UGCGGCCCCGCCCCCAUCAGACAGUCCCCCCUGCCGCGAGGUAAAGUCACUCAAACUUGCUCUGUCUGUCUGCUUAUUCCAGUGGACCUGUGACUCUAGAGCACAAGCCCCAUUCUUACCACAAGAGAGUAUGAACGUGUGACGGAAGUGUGUGAGUGUUUCAGAGGGCGUGUGAGGGAGAGUGAAGUGCUUUCGGACUUUGGGGCCGGUAGACUCGGACAGACUGUGGUGCAGUGACUGCAGGGCACUGAAGACAGCUGUGAACAUGAUCAGAGUCCAGCUGCUGCUACUGCUGGCCUUGGCAGGACACCUGUGCACCAUCUCACAUGCAAGGACACUUGUUGGAGUUGGACAAAUAGCAGCAGAGGCUGAAAAUGUGGAACUACCUAUAGCCCCUAAUGUAGUUGACAUUGUCAAUGAGAAAGCUGCUGCAUCCACUCAGGACCAAGAUCCUCCUGCCAACCCAGCUGCUUCAAUGGAAAAGCCUGUUCCCAAAGAGGCUCCAACUGCACCAGAGGAAGAGCCUGUUCCUGUAGAGGCUCCAGAUGCACCAGAGGAAGAGCCUGUUCCUGUUGAGGCUCCAGGUGCACCAGAAGAAGAGCCUGUACCUGAAGAGGCUCCAGCUGCACCAGAAGAAGAGCUUGUUCCUGUAGAGGCUCCAGCUGCACCAGAAGAAACGCCUGUUCCUGAAGAAGCUCCAGCUGCACCAGAAGAAGACUCUGUUCCUGUAGAGGCUCCAGCUGCACCAGAAGAAGACUCUGUUCCUGUAGAGGCUCCAGCUACACCAGAAGAAGAGCUUGUUCCUGUAGAGGCUCCAGCUGCACCAGAAGAAGCGCUAGUUCCUGUAGAGGUUCCAGCUGCACCAGAAGAAGAGCCUGUUCCUGAAGAGGCUCCAGCUGCACCAGAAGAAGAACCUGUUCCUAUAGAGGCUGCAGUUGCACCAGAAGAAGAGCCUGUUCCUGUAGAGGCUGCAAUUGCACCAGAAGAAGAACCUGUUCCUGUAGAGGCUCCAGCUGCACCAGAAGAAGCGCUAGUUCCUGUAGAGGCUCCAGCUGCACCAGAAGAAGAGCCUGUUCCUGUAGAGGCUCCAGCUGCACCAGAAGAAGCGCUAGUGCCUGUAGAGGCUCCAGCUGCACCAGAAGAAGAGCCUGUUCCUGUAGAGGCUCCAGUUGCAUCAGAAGAAGAACCUGUUCCUGUGGAGGCUCCAGCUGCACCAGAAGAAGAGCUUGUUCCUGUAGAGGCUCCAGCAGCACCAGAAGAAGAGCUUGUUCCUGAAGAGGCUCCAGCUGCUUCAGAGGAGGAAGUUAUUGCAGUUGUCCCGGAGGAAGAAACUGUUCCAGAGGAAGAAGCUGCUCCAGUUUCUCAAGAAGAAGAAACUGUUUCAGUGGAAGAAGCUGAUCUGGAAGUAAAAGUUGUUCCAGUUGUCCCUGAGGAAGAACCUGUGAAAGAGGAAGACGCUGCUCCAGUUUCUCCAGAGGAAGCAGUUACUCCAGUUUCUCAAGACGAAGAAGCUGUUCUGGACCCAGAAGGUCUUCCAGUUGUCCCUGAGGAAGAACCUUCCACUGAAGAGGCCCCAGCUGCCCCAGAGGAAGAACCUGUCCCAGCUGCACCAGAAGAACAGACUGUCCCUGAAGAGGUCCCUUCUGCCCUCCCCACAGAGGCCCCUGUCCCACCCACAGAAGCUCAAACUGAAGCCCAUGCUGCCGCAACAGACCCUGUUGUUGUCCCCCCGGAGGUAAAAACUGAGGCACCUCCACCGAAAGUGAUCCCUAUAUGCGUGCCUGCCCCAGAGCCUGUUCCCUCCUCAAAUAGCACUGAUGAGGUUGAAAAAACAGUCCUUCUGCUGGAGGAAAAACCUGCAGGUGUGAGCAGGGGCCUGGUUCUGGGCACUGUAUUUGGUCUGCUGGUGUCUCUGAUCGCAGUAGGCUCAGCAGGGAAGGUGGUUUCAAGCAAGGUGGGCAGAUACACACCCUGAGGAGGGAAGCCAGCUGACAGGAAGGACUACCAAGUGUGCUGGAAACUACUGAACUAUGUCAUUUCCUGUCAUGAUGCAAAUGUUCCUGCGUCUCCAGGACACUGGACUGCUAAAGCAGGGAGACGUUACCCACCCCACCCCAAGGGUGGACACUGAAUGUAACACUGAACUUCAGGGUCCUUAAGUUGCAUUUUACAUAAGUAUGAUUGUCCUGCAGCAGAAAGGUAAUGUGUUGAUUGAUUUGUGUUAACUGUAUGCCCUUGUACAUUGUGUUUCUCUGAAGAGGAAAGCUAUUUUCCUGACUGGUUUCAUUAAAAAAGAACAAAAAUGAAAGUAUAGUUCAUUAGGCUGAUUAUACGGGGUGUAUCAUAACUAAGGACUACAAUAUUUGUAGAUUGGUUGUUUUGGCUUAUUAUACCAGGAAUGCAAAGAACAACUGUUUUUUAAAAAUUAUCUGAAUUUCAACAGUACUUGGGGUUUAUUAUCAAUGACAUGGCCAUAGAAUGUGUACAGUUCUGAUCCAGACCAGCCCCAUUUAAAGUACAUUUGAUCAGGCAGUUGGAUAUGAACUAAUGUGUGGAUAUGGACUUUCUUAGGAGUACAAGUUAAUCUGGGUUACAGAAGUUUAAACGUAUACAAGUACAUGUGAGAUUUAGCAGGAGGACUACAGACAUACAGACUGAUCACAAUGAAGUGCACAACUGUGAAGUCAAUUUCAAACCCAUUCAUUCCACUGGUAUAAAUGGUUGCAGGUAUUCAUUGGAAUAGUUUCCAUAUAUGUGUCAUUACAUAUUGCAUGCAAUGUUACAUGUAUGAUUGUUAUUAUGGCUACAAUUUUGUUUCAGAGGUCAUGAAUCCUUGGAAAGCCUGACAAUUGGUAAUACAAGCAUUAGAGUGAGCUUCAUAAUGUUUGGGACAAAGACAUUUUUUGUUGAUUUGGCUCUGUACUCCACAAUUUUAGAUUUUACAGCACUUUUUAUACAUAGCUCCCCAUUUCAAGGCAUUAUUUGGGACAUAUUAAUGUUACGUACAUGAAGGUAGUCAUGUUUAGUACUUUGUUGCAUAUCCUUUGCAUGCAACAACCGCUUCACCAGGUACUAAGUAUCUUCUCUGGUGAUGUUCUGCCUGGCCUGUACUGCAGCUAUCUUCAGCUCCUGCUUGCUUUGGGGCCUAGUUGCCUUAGUAUGCCUUUAGCAUAUGAAACACGUGUUCAUUUGGUUUCAGAUUUGGUGAAUAACUUGGCCAGUCAAGAAUGUUCCUGUUUUUAGCUUUGGAAAACUCCCUUGCUGCUUUAGUGGCAUGUUAGUGAUAAUUUUUUUGCUGAAGGAUGAAGCCCUGUCCAAUGCCAAUUCCAAUUUCUUUCUCCUUAAUAAUGUUCCAAACAGCUCAUUUUGGCAAUCAUAUCAUUUGACCUAUGUCUCUGGCAGUUUUUUUUAUUUUUUUUUUCUCAGCCUUCCUUGACUUUAAUUAUCACAACUCUGGUCCUCAUGUUGACAAAUGCCAAGAACAGACUCCAAAUACCCUUAAAUAAAAGCAGAGAAUGUGCACUUUAACCACGUGUGAAUUGUUUGAUCAAUCAUUAAAUCAAUCAUAAACUUUUUUCAUUAAAUAACUUAAAUAAUAAUUUUAAAAAUAUGUUUUGUGUGUACUCAGUUUCCCACUGUCUAAUAUUACAUUUUGUCUAAAGAUCUGAAAUGUGUGUGACAAAUAUGCUAUAAUUGAGGAGAUAGGGGGCAAAUAUUUUUUUCACAGCACUGUAUAUAUUAUAUAAUUAUUUAUACAUAUUAUUUAGCCAAGUAGGUAAUGUUGAGUAGUUUUCCUUGACCCUGCUACUGAGGGGAUGCAUAGUGAGCUGUCAGUUACUUAGGUUUCACUGAGCUGCUGUUUGAAAAUUGAUCUGGAUUUGACAUCAUUCAAAUUUUCGGGUGUUAUCUGAAGCAUAUACAGAAGGAUACAAAGGAUAUAAACUUUUAAAAUUAUUUCUAUUUAUUGGAGCACAUCAGUAAUACACACAUAUUCAGCUUUGUUAAGGGAAAUUACUUAUUAAUGUAGCAGAAUACACUGCAGAUUAAAUGUAUAUCUUAAAUUUCAGCCAAAGAUCAUAAUUACUAGACUAAUUUAGCAGCUGAAUUAGACCUACUUAAAUGGGAGCUCACUGGGAAUUUAAAAAGAACAGACUGAAUAAUGUGGCCCCAGGUCAGGGUGGGGAAGCUGAUAUCACAAGAUUCAAUCGCUCAUUUACCUGAAGGCCAUGGGUUCAAAGCCUAGAUAAGAAAUAUGAUGUUGCAUCUCUGUGGAAGGCAGUUCAUCGUAAAUGCACACAUUGAAAGUAUAGCUUCCCUGGAGGCAAAGCAAAUCUAAUAAAGGAAACUGUUUGGAACAACUCAACUCAGGGCCCUAGUUUUCCCUUUUCCAUGUCCUUUGCAUGUUAAUGUUGGUCUGUGAUUGUGUUAUUAUGCAACUUGCAGUGGUGUUGUUUGUAUUUUGUUUCAAUAAAAAGUGAAAAACAACCCUUA
This is a messenger RNA of Anguilla rostrata (American eel), 4491 nucleotides long. Its product is annotated as cell surface glycoprotein 1-like. The coding region runs from base 266 to 1975 and encodes 569 amino acids. The transcript has 4 exons. The record is from RefSeq and is a predicted model, not a curated record. NCBI's taxonomy places the organism in Eukaryota, Metazoa, Chordata, Actinopteri, Anguilliformes, Anguillidae.